This is a messenger RNA of Marchantia polymorpha subsp. ruderalis, 2292 nucleotides long. The record is from the annotation of a GenBank genome assembly. NCBI's taxonomy places the organism in Eukaryota, Viridiplantae, Streptophyta, Marchantiopsida, Marchantiales, Marchantiaceae.
UCGGACUGUUGAGAAAACAGUGAUAUCAUUGCCACGGCUCGAGGUGAGUCGAGUCGAGAUCGAAGGAUUAAUUUUCGAGAAUUGGUCGAGGAGCUCUAUCCAGCCAUCAAAACUGGGCUGGAUAGAACUUUUCAGCGUUUGAACAGGAGCGAUGGCGAGCAAGAAUGUAUGAAUUCUUGAUGGCAAAAGAAGAAAGCGAGAUAAGCACAGAGAUUUUCGGUCUGCAACCGCGCAGUGAUGGACUGGAACCAAGGAGGAGCGUAUCGGGUCACGUGGCUGCGCAUGUCAAUCGAGCGAUUCGAACUCAUGCCGUGGCUCCGAUCCAAGUUGUAGAUGACGACGAUACGGAUUGUUGUAGAUCUUGGCAAAUCUUCCUCAACUCCGUCUCGACGCUGGUGUCUGCUGGAUUGUACCUCUGCGAUGUCGUCAGCACCAUCUUGGUCGCUCUGCAGUACUAUGAAUUCCAUCAGGACCACACCUUCGACCACGCUCACAAGACUGCUGCAGCUCAUGAUCAUUCUCAGAUUCCCUUGCGUGCUCUGAUCGCAUGCCUCGCGUUGAUGCUCGUCUCCCAUUUGGGCAACGUGCUGGCGUUCGCCUUGAUCCUUCCAUCCGAAGAGCACCCCUUGCGAUCGGCCUACUUUCUGCCUCUAGCACAGAUUCAAAGACUUCUCAUUGCAGCUUGGAGGACGGCCAAAUGUGGCAGGGGCGCAAAGCCGCCGGAGCCGUCGGAGACCGAGGCACUGUACGCCAUCUUGUCGGUGGCGGAGGCUGGACCACAACUGUCGCUGCAGUUUUUCGUGAUAGUUGAACUCGGCGGUGGAUCUUCGACAUGGCAGCCGUCGGCUGUGCUCGUCAUCUCCGUUCUGGCCUCUCUUCUGUCAGCUGCGUUCAACGCUGGCAGAUCCAUCAUGUACCAGUCGAGCAUGAGAUGGACGCUCGCCCUCAAUACCCCGGGCAUUGCUGGAGGGAUGUACACCAUCGGAGCUUUGCUGCUGCGAUGUACGGCCAUAGCGUCCGUGGCGCUGUCGGUAAGAGUGUCGGGACUGAGUCAGUUGAAGAUGGUGGGAUUUUUUGUGGCGUUGCUGGUGAUUCCUGUGGCGUUCGUGAACGGGGUCAUCUCUCUGUGGCCGACCAUGUCGGAGCUGGGCACGAGCGCAGCGAAACUUCAAGCCCUGAUCGCCUUCUACACGGGCAUCUUCAUGGGACCUCUGUACCCUGUGGUGCAUGGCUAUCGACACACCCGCAUGUCCUACCGGAUCCCCCUCGCAAUCACCACUCUCAUGAACAUGCUCGUCGAUGUCAUAGCCUUGGGCGUUCUCGCGCUGCUCAACUGGAGCCCCUGCAAUUUCUCCACCCGUACACGAACCAUGGCCGAGUCCCAGGGCGCCAAUCUGCCCUUCUUAAGCUCGACGCUCAAAUGCCCUCAAUUUGUGGGCUUUGUCGGCACCGGGGCAUGUCUCACUCUGGCCUCGGCCGUGGUCUUCAUCUGCUCCGUGGCUGGCUCGCGCUACCAAGUCCGCCAAGGCGAGCGACUGAUCCGGCUCGAGAACAGAGGUGGACUCGGCUGCAGUGCAUCGCAGCUGGAGCCCAAUUAGGCCCCUUUCAUGCCAUAAUCAACACCCGAUGAAUCUGAACACCUCCUCCUCCUCCUCCUCUUCGACCUCUGCACCAUUUACAGCAGACUCGCAUCGCUCGCCAUGAAUUCACCGGCAGACUCCAAUCCACCGUCAUGAUGAGAGCAGAUGAUGCAGCACUCCGUUCCACUCUCGUUCACUGCACGGACAAUUUGGCUUCGAUCACUUGUUUUUAUUCUCUAGCUGGUGGCUCCAUCAAUCUGGCACAAUGUUCGUCUCAUCGAGGAACUCGUAAAAGGGUAGAAAUAUGCACCGAACUUCAAGAUUAGGAUCUCCAGCCAGAGCCACAAUUGCUUCGUGUGUGUGACUCCAUACGUGCAUGGAUUUGCACGGCAUGUCUCUACGGCAAAGCUAGAGAAAAUGCUUCUUCCUUCCGAAAAUGCACAAAAACCUUAACAGACUCAUGCUCCAAUCUUUUCCCUACAUAUGAAGCAUUUGGAUUAAGUCGUACCUUUCUGUUGACAAUAUUCGCAGGAUAGAUGUUUAUCACAUGAAAAUAUAUCCGACAGCCGGAUAUGAUGUGCUGAUAGUAGACUGUAUUUCAGAAUGGCCUAAUCACGUGGUCCUUGUUUGAGUGGACCGUCGGCUUCUGUUCUGUCAUUAGGAAUGAAUGUCUUGAAUUGUGAUCCACUUUUCUCCAAUUUCUCUAAUUCGA